UGUGCACUGUGCAAAUGACCAAAGAGUAUGUGCCUAUUCUUUGGUACUUAGACAUAUUAUACAUGCAAUAAAAGUGAUCAUGCGUAGCAUCUAUAAUAGUAGUCUGUGAAAGUGAUAAAACUUUUGAAUUAUGUAUGUAUUUUUUAUAAUAAAUGAUAACAUUUGGAUAUCACUCUCCACUGACAUUGUAUAACGUGUAUUUUUUUGAAACUAUCUACUAGAUUAAAUCUAUUUGUCUCAUCUAACAUAUAGUGUAUGCAACAAAAAAUAAUGAUAAUCAUAACUUAUAUGUGACAAGUGACAUUUCAAGCAAGUUACUGCUAUUCCCACAAUCGAACAAUCAUGUUGCCUUCUAUCGCAGCCAAGUGUUUAUACCGGAAAAUAGGAAGGCGCUCUGGUGAAUUGAAGUAUUUUCAUUCAAUAUGUUUUGAAACUCCUGUAAUGUUAAGGAUUGAGGGUUUAUGGACAUUCAACAAUAAGGGUUUUUCAAGAUGUAUCAAUACUUCUGCUUAUUAUAGUGAUAAAAGUAAUCCUAAUAGCACUAAUGAAAUUAUAAAUGGUAAUAAAGAUGCUCAGAAAAUUAUUAAACAAUCACCCACAGGGGAUAUUAUUGUUAAGACUGAGACUGAUUCUAAAAUGAAUAAAGUGGUAACUAAAGUUACUAUUGAAAAGAAAGAUAAGACCAAACCACCUCCAGAUAAACAAGGUGCACCACAGCCAGUUAAAAAGAGGCUUCUAAUAGAUUUUUCGGCUUCAUAUACUGAACGCAAUUUUAUAACUCCUAUGCGUGCAAUGACAGAGUAUUUGUUGAAGCAAACAGAUUUAGAAACAUUGCCAAAAGUGCUCAGAAGAUCACCUUAUGAAGCAGAACCUCCUAUAACUGUUUAUUAUAGAAAAGAUGUUGAGGCAAAAGCAUUUGAAGUGUGGGGUUCCAAGGAAGCUUUAGAAAAAGAACUAUUAAGAAGGGAACUAGAUAGAAGAAGAUACGAACAAGAUGUUUUCACUGUUAAAAGAAGAUUACGUAAUUAUAGAAGAGAAAUGAGUCACACACGUUUAAAAACUGAAUCAGAAGCAGUUGGUCUUAAAACAAGAUCUGGUCGUGUUGUACUCACAGCUAUAGGAAUAAACGGAUGUAAUUUUCUCUUUAAGCUUUGUGCUUGGUUUUAUACUGGAUCUCAUAGUUUGUUCUCUGAAUGCAUACAUUCCCUCGCUGAUACUGUUAACCAGUUGAUAUUAGCAUAUGGAAUUCAUAAAUCUGUUCAAAUGGCAGAUGCGGAUCAUCCUUAUGGUUACACAAACAUGAGAUAUGUGUCCUCAUUGAUUUCUGGUGUUGGCAUAUUUUGUGUCGGAAGUGGAUUAUCGUUCUACCACGGCGUCACUGGUAUAUUAGAUCCACAACCUUUGAAUGACUUUUAUUGGGCAUACUUCGUUCUUGGCGGUGCAGUAGUAUCUGAAGGCGCCACCUUAAUGGUGGCAUUAAAUGCUAUUCGGAAAGGUGCACGAGAAGCGAAUAUGUCCUUAUAUGAAUAUGUGAUGCGCAGCUCGGAUCCGUCAGUAAACGUGGUACUGUUGGAAGACACGGCGGCUGUGGCGGGUGUAGUGGUGGCAGCGUCAUGCAUGGCCAUCUCGCAGUACACCGGGAACCCGCUACCGGACGCGCUCGGCAGUAUCCUAGUCGGCACACUGCUAGGCGGAGUCGCGUCAUUUAUCAUACUGAGCAAUGUUGGCGCUUUGGUCGGCAGAUCUAUACCACAAGAGCAGUUAGAUGAAAUAAACAGUGUACUAGAAAGAGACUUUAUGAUUCGAGCCAUUCAUGACGUUAAGGGUAUAGAUAUAGGAAGUAAUUUAAUAAGAUAUAAGGCUGAAGUUGACUUUGACGGCAGAGCAUUGACAAGAUCUUAUUUAGAAAAACAUGAUUUAAAUGGCUUACUAGAGGAUAUGAAGAAAAUUGAAACAAUUGAUGAUGUGGAAGCAUUCCUUCUCAAGCAUGGAGAGAAUAUAGUGGAUAUGCUAGGAGGAGAAAUAGACCGAAUAGAGUUAAAAUUAAGGAAAAAGUUCCCUCAAAUACGGCACUGCGAUUUGGAGAUACUUUAAUCCUAUUUUUUAUUUAAAGUGUAUUUAUAUGUAAAAAUAAUAAUUGUUGGCCUUAACUAGUCAAGACAUGUUGGUACUGUAAAGAUUAAUAAUUAAUAACACUAUGACUGGAGUCAUACUCCAAAAAAACAAUCUGCCGUGUUUUUACUUUCGUGGCUCUUUUCAGAACUUUAUUUUUUUAAAUAACACACUCUGAUAUUGUCAUUUUAGAAAUUGUACUCAUGAAUAAGUAGUAAUUUCCAUCGAGAUUAAAAAUAUCUGUCAUAUUGUAGUAAUAUAUACUUAUAGAAUAUGUUAAAAAUAUACUAAUAAAUUAGCUAAUGUUAGUUCCGUAACUACUUACUAGAAUUUUCAUAGAGCUAUGUUGAAACUUGCAGCUACUAUAUUAAAUUAUCAAAACUCAGACUUAGUAAUGAACACAGUUUUUAUGAAUUUCCUAGACUAGUGAUGAUUUCAAGAUACAAUGUGCAGAAUUAAAUGAAGUGAAAUCCACACUAAAUAACCUUGUCCUGGGUAGUCUAUUCAAAAGAUUCCAAACUACUUUCUGUAUUCUACAAUAAGCACUGACUUGCAAAUGCUUAGAGCUUACAGAAUAUGUUUGGUCUAGAAAUAUCCAGUGAAUGUAACCGUGCCUUUUAUUUAUAUUUGUGUAGAAUGAUUUAGUGGAAACUUUAUUAUAUAUAAUUACCUAGCUAAUUAUAUCCUAUUUGAAAUAAUAUAGUUACAACAUUUAAAAAAAUGUGUUGUUUGUGAGAAGUAAAGGGUAUUAGUCGCUCCAUAAAUGAUAGGAAGGCGGGAUUCCAAAUAAUUAAAAUCCAGCCAUCUCCUUUGUAAAGUGUAAAUAACAUACUCAGAAAUAUUCAACAAAUUGAAGGGACUGUGAACAUGGAUUAAAUCUAUAGCUGUUAAUUCGAUUUUCAUUGAACAUUCUGAUUAAUAAGUAAAUAAAAUAAUAAGCACUUG
Molecule: messenger RNA, 3057 nt
Organism: Manduca sexta (tobacco hornworm)
Lineage: Eukaryota; Metazoa; Arthropoda; Insecta; Lepidoptera; Sphingidae
Gene: ZnT49B
Product: zinc transporter 9
Exons: 12
Coding region: 343-2094 (583 amino acids)
Biological process (GO): zinc ion transport; transmembrane transport
Cellular component (GO): membrane
Molecular function (GO): monoatomic cation transmembrane transporter activity
Source: RefSeq, a predicted model, not a curated record